AUGUUUAGAAAUAAUUACGAUGGUGAUACUGUCACUUACUCUCCAACAGGUAGAAUAUUUCAAGUUGAAUAUGCAUUAGAAGCUAUAAAACAAGGUAGUGCUGUUGUGGGGCUAGCUACAAAAGAACAUGUCGUUUUGGUGGCAUUAAAGAGAAAUGCAGAAGAAUUGGGUUCAUAUCAAAAGAAAAUAAUCACAGUUGAUGAUCAUUUAGGUAUUGCAUUAGCUGGUUUAGCACCAGAUGCUAGAGUUCUAUCAAAUUUCUUGCGUGAACAAGCCAUGUCACAAAAAAUGGUGUACAAUAGACCAUUAUCAGUGGAGAAAGCAUCAAACCUAUUAGCAGAUAAAGCACAAAAGAACACACAGAGUUACGGUGGUAGACCAUAUGGUGUUGGUCUAUUAGUUGCCGGUUAUGAUGAAACUGGUGCACAUUUGUUUGAAUUUCAACCAUCUGGAUCAGUAUUGGAAUAUGUUGGUGCUGCUAUUGGUGCCAGAUCACAAGCUGGUAGAACUUAUUUGGAACGUAACUUUGAGAGUUAUACCAAUGCAACUAAAGAUGAAUUGAUUGUUCAUGGUUUGAAUGCUUUAAGAGAUACAUUAGCACAAGAUAAAGAAUUGAAUAGUAAAAACACAUCAAUUGCUGUUGUUGGUAAAGAUACAUCUUUUACAUUAUUUGAUGAUGAUGACGUUCAACCUUGGUUGGAUCGCUUGGAUUCAACUUCAAAUGCUAGAAGCUCCGGAGGUGCUGGUGAUGAUGAUAAUAAUGAUGAUAACAAUAACGAUGACGGUGCUAACCCAGAAAGUAAGGAUGAAGAAGUUAAAGAUGCUGCAGGUGAUGAAGGAGCAAAUGAAGAUAGAAUGGAAACUGAUUGA
Molecule: messenger RNA, 870 nt
Organism: Hansenula anomala
Lineage: Eukaryota; Fungi; Ascomycota; Saccharomycetes; Phaffomycetales; Wickerhamomycetaceae
Gene: PRE5
Product: proteasome core particle subunit alpha 6
Exons: 4
Coding region: 1-870 (289 amino acids)
Biological process (GO): ubiquitin-dependent protein catabolic process
Cellular component (GO): proteasome core complex, alpha-subunit complex; proteasome core complex; nucleus
Source: RefSeq, a predicted model, not a curated record